UCGGCAGCCCCGGCCGCGGCCUGGCCGCUCGCUCGGGGCCGGCUGUGGCGGUGAGCUCCCGGCUGCUGCCGUGCAGCCGCUGUGUGACCGCAGGAAAUCGGAAUAGACCCGGGGGAACCUUUUGGUUUCAGGACUUCUGUGAAAUGAUUUUCAUAUGCUGAACUCCAGCUUGGAUUGCCUCAUUGCUGCACGUUGAGAACUUUGUAAAAAGCAGGAAGUCAAGAUGAAGAGCAGGGUGACACAAGUAAAUCAUGGUUCCAGUCAUGACAGGAAGGAAAACUACAGUUCCCGACAUGAAAGUUUGUCUCCGGAGGACAGUAGGGAGCGUGAUAGGUCUCGGUCUCCAUCUCCCAGGAAGAGGAGAUACUCUGAUGACAGCAGAUAUGAUGAGGAAUAUUCAAGACGGGAAUACUAUGAUGACAGAACUUCAGAUGGAAGAAGGAUGGAAAGGGGGAGAGAUAGACACUAUGAGAGAUGGGAAGACAGAGAAUAUGAUCGAAGGAAGCAGAGAAGGUAUUCAUCGCCUGACCGUAGGAGUCCAGAGAGGUCAACAGGCCAGAACUCACUUGCUCAUGAUGAGACUGCCUCAAAGAAGAAGAAAGAAGAAGUGGAUCCAAUUCUCACUCGCACAGGUGGUGCAUAUAUUCCACCUGCCAAGCUCAGGAUGAUGCAAGAGCAAAUCACUGAUAAAAAUAGCUUGGCAUACCAGAGGAUGAGCUGGGAAGCCUUGAAGAAGUCAAUCAAUGGUCUUGUCAAUAAAGUGAACGUUUCUAAUAUAGAAAACAUCAUUCAUGAGCUCCUUCAGGAGAAUAUUGUUCGCGGAAGGGGAUUGCUGUCCAGAUCCAUUUUGCAAGCUCAGAGUGCCUCUCCGAUUUUUACUCAUGUUUAUGCAGCUCUUGUGGCAAUUAUCAAUUCAAAGUUUCCAAAUAUUGGUGAAUUGAUCCUCAAGAGGCUGAUACUGAAUUUUCGUAAAGGGUAUCGCAGAAAUGACAAGCAACUCUGUCUAACAUCUUCAAAAUUUGUUGCACAUUUGAUGAAUCAGAAUGUGGCUCACGAGGUUUUAUGUUUAGAAAUGCUCACUUUGUUACUUGAAAGGCCUACUGAUGACAGUAUUGAAGUAGCAAUUGGAUUUAUUAAAGAGAGUGGGCUCAAAUUAACAGAAGUUUCUCCUAGAGGUAUUAAUGCAAUCUUUGAUCGCCUUCGACACAUUCUGCAUGAAUCUAAAAUCGAUAUGCGUGUUCAGUACAUGAUAGAAGUCAUGUUUGCUGUACGGAAGGAUGGCUUCAAGGAUCAUCCAAUCAUUCCAGAGGGAUUAGAUCUAGUGGAAGAGGAGGAUCAGUUUACUCAUAUGUUGCCAUUGGAAGAUGACUACAACCCAGAGGAUGUUCUUAAUGUUUUCAAGAUGGAUCCAAACUUUAUGGAAAAUGAAGAGAAGUACAAAAUGCUGAAGAAAGAAAUUCUUGAUGAAGGUGACACUGAAUCUGAAGGAAAUCAAGAAGCUGGAAGUAGUGAAGAAGAUGAAGACGACGAUGAAGAGGAGGAUGAAGAUGGUCAGAAAGUUACUGUCCAUGACAAAACAGAAAUUAACCUGGUCUCCUUCCGUCGUACAAUUUAUCUAGCUAUACAGUCAAGCUUAGACUUUGAAGAAUGUGCUCACAAACUGCUGAAGAUGGACUUCCCUGAAAGUCAGACCAAAGAACUCUGCAAUAUGAUACUUGACUGCUGUGCUCAGCAAAGAACAUACGAGAAAUUCUUUGGGCUACUGGCAGGGCGUUUCUGCAUGCUAAAGAAAGAAUAUAUGGAGUCCUUUGAAGCCAUUUUCAAGGAACAGUACGAUACCAUUCAUCGCCUGGAAACGAACAAACUGAGGAAUGUGGCCAAGAUGUUUGCUCAUCUCCUGUACACUGACUCAAUUCCCUGGAGUGUCCUUGAAUGUAUAAUACUGAGUGAAGAAACUACCACAUCCUCCAGUAGAAUUUUUGUCAAAAUAUUCUUUCAGGAACUCAGUGAAUAUAUGGGACUUCCAAAUUUAAAUGCAAGAUUAAAAGAUGUGACACUGCAGCCUUUCUUUGAGGGAUUACUGCCUCGGGAUAACCCAAGAAACACUCGCUUUGCCAUCAAUUUCUUCACUUCCAUUGGCCUUGGAGGACUAACGGAUGAAUUACGGGAACAUCUUAAAAAUGCACCAAAGUUGAUCAUGACACAGAAGCAAAAUGUUGAGUCAUCAGAUUCCUCCUCAUCUUCAGACACAGACUCUUCCUCAGAUUCUGAUUCUGACAGCAGCAGUAGUAGCUCAGAGUCAUCGAGCAGCAGUGACUCCUCAUCUAGCAGUGACAGCAGCAGUGACUCAGAUGUUUCUAAAGCCAAAAGGAAGAGAAUGCAAAAGAAAAAUAGAGAAUCUGAUAAAGUUUCCAGGAAAAAACAAGAAAGGAGAAGGAAAUCCCUUGAAAAGAAAAUUGGAAGGAGGCAGCAAGAGGAAAGAAGUGAUACUGAGAGCAAAUCAGAAAGAAAUCAUCGACAUUUAAGAGAAUCACGCAGGAGAGAUGAUGUUUCAAAGUACCACCACAAAGAUGAAUCCAAUGGCAGAGAUGGUUACCACAGCGGAAAGGAUAGGAACCACGAAAGAAGUAAGGAUACAGAAAAUAAACACAGUAAUUCCAAACUGAAGAAAGCAGAAAGAAGAGCUUCUGUGUCUGAUGAUGAAAAUUACAGACACCGGAGCAAAGACGAUGGACAUCGUAGUAGGAAAAGAGAGAGAUCAAAAUCCCGCGAGAGGGAGCGCGGCCGCUGCAGCCCGCGGGAGGAGGAGCAGGAGGAGCGCUCCAGGAACGGCUCGGAGAGGCAGCGGGACAAGCACAGCCGUUACCCCGAGCAGCACAGGGAGCCGCAGCACAGGGAGUCCCGCAGGAGCGACGACAGGCGCAGGGAGAGCUCCCCGCACCGGCGGAAAUGAAGCCCGGCCGCCGUGGCGAUCAAGGUGCAUUUCCAAGCUGGUAGAACUGUAUUUUAAAGUCUAGUACUGAAGUUUCUUUGAAAAGAAGAUUUUGUACAAAGUGAUAGUUUGCAUUUGUAAAUUUUACCAAACUUUUUCAAAUUUUCAGUAACACUUUUUUAUAACUGUAUCAUUGAAUCUUUCUGUUAUGUUCUUUGUUUGGAAAGACAAAGCUCUUUAUUUUGUGAAUAAAACAGUAAGAUACCAGCAAAUUGGGUAUUUUGUCACUUAGUUUCAAGUAUUUGUAACUGGGACUUUGCAAUCUAAAAAACCAUUGGUUUUUAACUUCACUUGUUAAUUGAAAGCCGGAUGCUGAGGCUGGGGUGAUAAUAUACGAAUUUCAGACUACAGUGUGAAUGUUACAUGAGAAAACGAUAAAAUUUUCUAACAGGCAUUCUAUAUCUGCAUGUUCUUUCAAGCUCGCAAGCAUGAAAGCCUUUUGACCAAAAUCUUCAGGAAAUACUCAGCUGAUUUUUUUCAAGACUUAAAAAUUGAAAACACAAUGUUGCUGUUUUAAAUGUCACAUGUGAAAGUGUGUCAGCUUGUUCUGUGACUUUUCACAGUGUUUUUUAAUAUUGUGACAUCCUGAGCUAGUUACAGUUGUGAUCUUUCUGGAAAAAGGGUUGGUUUGGUUUUUAUUUUUUUAGUUGUGACUUUGAUUUCCAAGUCUUAGUCUUCAAUUCUAUCCCUACAGCUGGAACAUUUAAGGAACCUCUUUUCCAGUAUAUAAAAAACAUGAAAGCAAAACAGGAGAUGUUUCAAAUCUUUUUAGACGUUUUGAAGUGCUCAAGUUUUUUGGAAGCAGAGUUCAAAACAAAACAACCCUCAGUUACUGCACCACUUUGUGAUAUAAAAUUGUUCUAUCUGGGAUCAUGGGGUACAACUCAGUCUUGAUUUCAUGAGAAAUGAAUCAUCUGGUUAAGACUAAUUCUCAAUAGUAAGUUACAGAAAAAUUUGCAAAGUCUUCAGGUUUGAAACUGGAAACAGUGUAGGGGCAUGAUCAGUAGGAAAGAGGUGGUAGUUGCAGAUUAUGCAGUUAUUGUUACUGUAUGACAUUUUUUUUUUAUUUGUGACAUGAACACAAUUGCUGGACGAAAGAGAACUUUCGCAUUUCAUAUGUAAAUCAUAUUUCUUGUAUAAAGCAUAAGAAAUACAUUUGAGCUGUUUUAUAACAGAAAGCAGAACCAUUCCUAAGGAAAUAGAACAGUUUUGCGUAAAUCUUGUCACAGCAUUUUUCUAAGAAAAAUGUCUAUUUUAUUUUUUUUUCUGUAUUUGACAGAAUUUAUUUCUGCAACCUUACAUGUAAAAAUAUGUUUUCAGUCAAAAACAUUUUCUUAGAAAAUAAAUUUAUAUUGCAGGAAAAAAGAUUUCUAUCUUGUUAAGGCACACAGCUAAAAAUACUUAGGUGGCAUCAUGUGUUACAUGUUUAAACUGUUGGGUUUUUGCCCAACGCACAUCUCAUUUUCAAAAUGAUGUGUGCAUUUUGGCACUGUGUUAAAUCCACAAAAACUUAAUUUAAAAGAAUGUUUUCUAAAGAGAAUUCUGCUAGUUCUUAUGCUUCUUUGAUAGCUCUGUAUGCACAUUAUUGAAAAGAAUCUAUAUUCCGUAAUGAUUUAAUUACACAAGCUUACUUAAUAUAUCUACAGUAGUACUUCCCUUAAUAUGGUAUGGGUUUAGUAGCCUAUAUUUUAUUAACCCAUAACGUUUGAGAUAUUCUGAUCUAGUUAAAAAGUUUGUUAAUGACACCUUUAAUAAAUGGAAAUUAAUUAAAACAAUACAUGUGAAAACAUGUAACAUUUAUUCUGCGGUAUCCUGUGCCAGAAGUCCAGUGUUUUACUAUAGAGUAUCUGUAAAAGCAUGAUUCUUUUAUAGCCUCUGCCUGAUCACUUGAAUUUGCUACUUUGUGAUGUGUUUUCCUUGCCAUCUUGUGUGUAAUUUUAUAGACCUAAACCUGUAUAUUUGCCAUUUUUCUUUUCUAGAAGUUAAAAUUCACCUGCAGGCUCACCUCAUGCCAGUCUGCUCUAUAGGCUUAUCCUCCCACCCUUUAUUUAUUUUGCUGUAUUUUUUACAAGGGAAAGAAGUCAAAAUACUCUGUAGUAUUCAAAAUGAGGGUAUUCCAGGAGAUGCACAGUGCCAUAGGAAUUUUUGGGGUGGUCAGUUCUCAGUUGCUAUAGAGCUGAGUGACACUGGAUGGUCUGGGCUUGCUUUCCUCAGCAGUAGCAGCUGAUUGUAGACCCUGCACACUAAAGGAGUGACUUGUGCCUCUUGUCUGUAUUUAAUACUGGAGCUCUAGGUUGUGAUUGGAACAGCAAUUUUGACUAAAAAACUUCAAGAAGUCGAGGUCCUGUGGAUUUUCUUCGCUGUUUUGUUCAGUUCUUAAUUCUUGAUACUUAAAACCAAGGCUAAAACGCCUUGGCUUGGGGGAUGAGUGGUAGAGGAAUCUUGCAGACUUGACUGUGCAUCAGAGAUUUGUGGGAAGGAAUUUUUGAUGACCUGCUCUGAUAUUGCAUGCUUAAAAUUUAGCUUUCAAAUGUGGUUGUAACAUCCACAUCCAUAGAUCCAGCAAGAGAGGCUG
This is a messenger RNA of Vidua macroura (Pin-tailed whydah), 5567 nucleotides long. It is a transcript of the gene CWC22, whose product is annotated as CWC22 spliceosome associated protein homolog. Gene Ontology annotation, molecular function: protein binding; RNA binding. NCBI's taxonomy places the organism in Eukaryota, Metazoa, Chordata, Aves, Passeriformes, Viduidae. Gene Ontology annotation, biological process: mRNA splicing, via spliceosome. The coding region runs from base 224 to 2953 and encodes 909 amino acids. The transcript has 20 exons. The record is from RefSeq and is a predicted model, not a curated record. Gene Ontology annotation, cellular component: catalytic step 2 spliceosome.